Molecule: messenger RNA, 561 nt
Organism: Pistacia vera
Lineage: Eukaryota; Viridiplantae; Streptophyta; Magnoliopsida; Sapindales; Anacardiaceae
Exons: 3
Coding region: 1-561 (186 amino acids)
Source: RefSeq, a predicted model, not a curated record
AUGGCACAGGCUGCCGUUGGAAGAGACAUCAUGGGAAGAUUUUAUGACCUUAUAGCUCUUUAUGGCACUAUCCUUUCCAACCUUGAGGAUAGGGUUGCUUCUACAGGGGUGGGCAAUGUUAGGAACUUGCUUGAUUAUGAUGAGAGUGUUAUGAGAAGUGCUUCAUCAAAGCGUUGCGAUAUUCUUAGAGAUAAGCAAGCUUGUAAAGUUAUUGCAGCUCUUUCUAGUGGUGAACUUUCAAGUGGAAAAGGUCUCAAUCAAGAGACUAAUCUACAACGUGCUAGUGGUACGCAUUGGGGCUUGCAUUAUGAUAUGCCGCUUCAAGAGUUGAAUAAUCGUUUCAAUGAGAUAAAAACUGAAUUGUUCAUUUGUUUGACAUGUUUAUGUCCAAAUGAAUCAUCUGUUGCUUUUGAUAAACAAAAAUUGAUGCGCCUUGUCGAACUUUAUCUAGAUAAUUUUUCUGACUUAGAACUCAUGGCACUUGAUUCUCAACUUGAUAUUUACAUUUUGGAUAUGUGCUCUAAUGUCAAAUUUAUGGGAUUGAAGAUCAUGCAAAAAUGA